Phodopus roborovskii (desert hamster) is the source of this 3054-nucleotide messenger RNA. RefSeq names its product melanoma inhibitory activity protein 2-like. Lineage: Eukaryota; Metazoa; Chordata; Mammalia; Rodentia; Cricetidae. Gene Ontology annotation, cellular component: endoplasmic reticulum exit site; endoplasmic reticulum membrane. The record is from RefSeq and is a predicted model, not a curated record. The transcript has 27 exons. Gene Ontology annotation, biological process: protein secretion; endoplasmic reticulum to Golgi vesicle-mediated transport; vesicle cargo loading.
GUGCCUCGUACUGCCACCGUGGUGUGCCCAUGGAGGAUUUUUGAGCUGCUGCCAGUUCUAAUUAUCUUCAUGUUCUGUGAAUUUAAAGUUGUGGCAGCAGUGCCUGAAGAUAUGACAACAAGCUUUGAUCCUAGUGAGCCAUCAUUAGAAUCGCUGAUAUGUGUGGUUGCCAUUGGACUGCUUACCAUUUUCUUAUUUCUUUGGAGAGGAUACCGAUCAAUUCAAAGCCGACUUUAUUUGAGUAAAGAGAAUAGACUGGCUGUGGAACUUGCAAUGGAAAUCAAAAAGAAAUGUGAUCUAAUUGACAAAGUGUGCCUUGCUCAAAAGGAGUGUGAAGGCUUAGAGUCAUCCUUAAAGGAGGCCAACUUUGACAAGGCAUCAACAGAAGUACAGAGUUUGAAGGUAAAAAAAAACUUUCUAUUUUAGGCAACUUAUAAAAAUCUAGAAAGAGAUAAAUCUAAACUUGAAGAAGAAAUAUUACUUAUAGAGAAGAAACUAGAAGAAGAGAGAGCUAAACAUCAUGAAGAAGAGGAAUUGAUGAGUCACCUUUCAAAAAUGAUCCAGUCUCUAGCAGAUGAAUCACAGUCUGUCAAAUCACAGCUAGCUGAAGCCAAAACCACACUAAGAAUAUUUGAAAUAAAUAAAGAACGACUUAAAGGAGUAAUAACAGAUACCUUGAAUGAAAAUUCUCAACGUCAGGAAAGCGUGCGUCAGUAUUUAGAAGAAGCUAAAGUCAUGAAAGAACAAAUGAAUCAACUCAAUAAACAGAAAAUAGCAAUCGAAGUAUCCAACGUACAGGCAGAGCAACUCCUAAAGGUUAAGGAAAAUCAGAUCAAGUCUCUGAUGGAGAGCCUGCUAAGGAUGAAAGACUGGAAUUCUGUGCUUGGGGAAGAUGUAACUGAUGAUGGUAAUCUGGAUGUAGAAGUGAACAAUGACUUAGAGAAUAACGUCAAGCUGGCCUGGAAUUCACCUUGGAGUCCAGGCUGGCCUUAUACUCAUGGGAAUCCCCUUGUCUUAGCUGUGAAAUGUAAUCAGCCUAAGGGAGCUUUGAGGAAGCUAAUAUAUGCUAAUGAGUUAAGUGCUUCAUUAAAAACCCUAGAAGGAGACAGAAACCAAAUUUAUACUCAGUUAUCUGAAAUAGAUGCAACAAAUGAUGAUCUUACAGAGCAUAUGCGAAGUCUCAAGUCUGAACAAGUGUCUUUGCAGUCAGGUAAUACACAACUUGAAAUCGAGAAACAGAAGCUUCAAAGGAAAAUCACAGUGAUGAGGGAGCUGUACCAAGACAAUGAAAGGAUGCUUCACAGGAAAAUAACAGUGGAGGAAAAUUGUCGAUUGGAGAAAGAGGAAGAACUUUUCAAAGUCAACAAGAGAACCAACCAUGUGAACAAAGAACUAGACACCUAUAGACGGCGUGCCAAGGAUAUCGAAGAAGAAUUGGAGAGAACAAUUUGCUCCUAUCAAGUGCAGGUUAUGGCUCAUGAACAAAGGGAACAUGACUAUUGGCUGGAAGCUCGUGCUUUGGAAAGAAACAUCAAUGAAUUAAAGAGAAAAAAUGCUCUGAUGAAAGCAACUUUUCCCAACUCUGGCCCUGCUAAAUGCAAAGUGGCUGUCCAUGGCUUGACUCCUCCACUGGUGGCCAAGGUUUCAGGCCCUAGAGAUCAUGGACACCCUUCCAUUCCACAGAAUCCAAGAGGCCAGAAACCACCACCACUUCCUGCAGAUGCUCGACAAAAUCAACUUUGCCCAAUUCUGGCUAUGCUGGAUGCAAAGCUUCUGGACAAGACUUGGAUGUUCCACUGGUUCCUGAGGUCAGACCCCCCAGAGGCCCUGCCUUCCCAGGGGAUCCAGGUUGCCAUGUUCUGCCUCCAGGAAACAUCUAUGGAGAUGCUCCACAGUAUGAUCCACCAAGGGACUUCCCAGGCCCACCAUUCCCUCCUAUGCCAGGUAGAAAUGUGUAUGAACCAAGGUGCUUUCCACCUUAUCUUCACCCAAGAGUUGGGUUCUUUCCCCCACUCCCAUAUCCUCCAGAAAACAUCUAUGGUGAUCAAUGUGGCUAUUUUCCUACAAGAAUCUUCCCUGGUCCACCAUUUCCCCCAAUGGCAGAAGGAAACGUUGCCCACCACUAGACCUCCUGAAAACAAUGCAGCUGGUCAUGGCUUGACUCCUCCACCUGUUCACAGGCUUAAAGGCCCUAGAGGCUCUAGAGGUCCUAGAGGCCCUGUCUCUCAAUAUGAUCGAAGAGGCCGGAUCCUACCACCUCCUCCUCCAGGAAACAUCUGUAGAGGUCCUGGACAGAAUGUCCCGCAAAAGAAAUUUGCAGGCCCACAGUUUCCUCCAAUGUCAGAUGCACCAGUCACUUCCACAUUGGAAUCUGGUAGCAGUGCCACCAAACAUGACCCUGUGAAGGCACCUUUGCCUAACUCUAGUCCUCCUGAAUGCAAUGCGGUUGGUCAUGACGUGAUUCCUCCACUGGAUCCUUUGGUCAGAAGUCCUAGAGGCCCUGCCUUUCCAGGGAAUCCAAGAGGCCCAAUCCUGCCUCCACCUCCUCCUGGAAACAUCUGUGGAGAUUCCGGACAGUAUAUCACACCCAGGGACUUUGCAGGCCCACCUUUCUCUCCAGUGCCAGGUUCUCAUGGUGCUUUGGGGACCCUAAUGAGGAAUACUAUUGUAUUUGUGUCCAGUUGUUCUCUGUACUGGCCAGGGGGAGUGGAACAUGUCAGGGUCACUUGGAUCUGGAAACAGUCAUGGGAUAAAAAGGCAAGUGUGCCCAACUAUGUCCCUGCUGAAUGCCAACCAGCUGGCCAUGGUUUGAUUCCUCCACUUGUUCCCAAGGGAGAAAUGUGUGCAAAUGAAGGGGAUUUCCAUCUUAUCUUCCCCCAAGAUUCUAGUUCUUCCACCACUCUUACAUCUCAAAGUAGAAAUGAGUUCUCUCCUGACUUGAAUCCUACUUCCAGUCAACCUGCACCAGAACCUCCAGCCUGCACUGGAACAUCUGGAGACAGAGGAGACCUGACCAAUUCCUCGGCAUCCAUUUUCUUUUUAGAUGAAGUUUAG